GGGAAAUUAACUGUUGCUUUAUCUUUUUUUUUUUUACUGACACGCCUUGUUUUUUGCACAAAACCUCUGGAAACUGCCAAGUUAAUCAAUAGCUCUCGAAUGGAAAUGGGAUAGGAAAAUGUGCAACACUUUUUUGGAGAUGAGGGGACUACGAAGGUGUUCACCCUUUGUCAGAGAUUGCUGGCUUCAAUAUUUUCUUUUUUUGCAGCGUGCAGAGUCAACGUGACCAUGAUGGAAAAAGAAGUGUUCCCAAAUUCCUCUGCGCAUACGGCUUAAAGUGCAACUCUGGUUAUUGAUUUUAUUUUAAAUCCACCGGCUCAGUUUGGGUGAUUUAAAAAAAAAAAAAAGUUCGCUCAAUGUGAUUUAAAUAAUUCUCUUUUUUUUUGUGAAAAUGUGAGUUUUGGGGUGCACCAGCCAGAGGCUUUAACGCAGAUUCAACAUUUUGCACCGGGGGAGAAACGGGCUUUGCACCGCAGCGACGUCCUCACUGUACUCCUCGCCAAAAUGCCUCUGGGAGCACCGGAUCCGUAAAGAAGCAACUGGAUACUACCCUUUCAUGCUGUUCAACGGGCAGCUGCACCAGGGAAGGCAAUAUCUGCGGGGUUUAGUGCAGUAAAUGCUGGACACACCUUUUUGAAUGUCCGUCAAGAUCUCAGCAGGGGUACCAUGACGAGCGAGGAGUGUCCUGUGCCACUGAGGAGAAUCUCCUCAGCAGGGCCAGGGCAGACUGAGGAAUACAGCUCGGCGCACCCUGAUGACAUCAUCGAGGAAGUUGGUCCAGGUGACGACGACGUCAGCAUCGGAAGUGACUUAAGCACUCUUGUGUUGCCCUUCCCUGAGCUGGCGCCAGUGGUCUUCUUCUGCCUCAAGCAGACCACCUGUCCUCGCAACUGGUGUAUUCGCAUGGUCUCCAGUCCAUGGUUCGAGAGGAUUAGCAUCAUGGUGAUCUUGCUCAACUGUGUGACGCUUGGCAUGUACCAGCCCUGCGAGAACAUUGACUGUACCUCGGACCGCUGUCAGAUACUCCAG
Cyprinodon variegatus (sheepshead minnow) is the source of this 1029-nucleotide messenger RNA. Its product is annotated as voltage-dependent T-type calcium channel subunit alpha-1I-like. Gene Ontology annotation, cellular component: plasma membrane; neuron projection; voltage-gated calcium channel complex. Gene Ontology annotation, molecular function: voltage-gated sodium channel activity; low voltage-gated calcium channel activity. The annotation marks the transcript as partial. The transcript has 3 exons. Lineage: Eukaryota; Metazoa; Chordata; Actinopteri; Cyprinodontiformes; Cyprinodontidae. Gene Ontology annotation, biological process: positive regulation of calcium ion-dependent exocytosis; calcium ion transmembrane transport; membrane depolarization during action potential. The record is from RefSeq and is a predicted model, not a curated record.